Adineta steineri is the source of this 2334-nucleotide messenger RNA. The record is from the annotation of a GenBank genome assembly. NCBI's taxonomy places the organism in Eukaryota, Metazoa, Rotifera, Eurotatoria, Adinetida, Adinetidae.
AUGUCUUAUUCAGAAUCUGAUGAUGAAUCUGAAGGAGUACCAAGUCAACUUCAAUUUUCUGCUCGACCUGAAUGGUCUGAUGUAGUACCAAUUGAACAAGAUGAUGGUCCACAUGCUGUAGUUAAAAUUGCUUAUUCAGAUUCAUUUCGUGAAACCUUUAAUUAUAUGCGUGCAUGUAUGCAAUCAAAUGAAAUGAGUGAACGUGCACUUGAUUUAACUAAAGUUGCAUGUCGACUUAAUCCAGCUAAUUAUACAGUUUGGUGUUAUAGACGUAAACUUUUAUAUAAUCUUGGAUGUGAUUUAAAUGAGGAAAUAACAUUUAUUGGACAAAUGAUUAAAGAAAAUCCAAAAAAUUAUCAAGUAUGGGAACAUCGUCGUUUAAUUGUCGAACGUUUAGGUCAUACAGCUAAUGAAUUAACAUUUCUUUCUGAUAUUAUUGAGCGUGAUUCAAAAAAUUAUCAUGCCUGGCAAUAUCGUCAAUGGUUACUAAGAACUUAUUCACUUUGGUCCGAUGAAUUAAAUUAUGUUGAACAUUUAUUACGAGAUGAUAUAAGAAAUAAUUCAGCAUGGAAUCAACGUUAUUUUGUUAUUGCUCAUACAACUGGUUUUAAAGAUGAUAUUAUUGAACGUGAAUUAGAUUUUGUUGAAAAACGUAUUGAAUUAUGUCCAGAUAAUGAAAGUGCAUGGAAUUAUUUACGUGGUAUUGUUCGAUUUCGUUCAGUAAAUUUAAAUGAUCAACGUAUAUGGAAUUUUUGUCAGAAUUUAUAUGAGAAUAAAUUUCAAAAAGAUAAUUUUAAUAAUCAACAAUGGAAAUUUUUACUAGCUUAUAUGAUUGAAUUAUUAAUUGAUGAUGAUCGAAAGGAAAAACAAGAAGAAAAUAAAAAAAUGAUUAAUAACCUUUGUGAAAGAUUAGCAGUACAAAUUGAUCCAAUAAGAAAAAAAUAUUGGCAGUAUAUUCAAGAACAACCUUUUGAAUCGAAAUCAAUACGAGCUGCAAAUGUAAAUACAUUUUAUAAUGUCAUUGCUCAAGAUGGAGCUGAUCCAUGGGUAUAUAAACAUACAGAUGGAUGGUAUUAUUCGACACGAACGACAGGUGGAGAUGUUCGAAUAUGGCGAUCACGUAGUUUAACAUCUAUGAAUGCCGGUGAAAGUCAAAUUGUAUGGAGGUCACCUAAUUCUGGUGCAGCAUGUAAGGCUAUAUGGGCACCAGAAUUACAUUUCGUUCAAUCACGUUGGUAUAUCUAUUUUGCGGCCACCACCUGCGAUGAUCGCAAUGAAAAUCACCGUAUGUUUGUUAUUGAAAAUACCAAUGCGGACCCAUUCACUAGUACGUUCGUUUGGAGAGGACAAAUAACUGAUGCUACAAAUAAAUGGGCUAUUGAUGGAACUGUACUUCAACAUCCUUCAGGUCAACUCUAUUUUAUAUGGUCUGGUUGGCAAGGUGAUGUUGAUGAAAGACAAAUUUUAUAUAUUGCUCAAAUGUCAAAUCCAUGGACAAUUAGUAGUGCAAGAAUUGAAAUUGCAAGACCAGUUUAUAGUUGGGAAACAAAUCAUCGACCCUAUGUUAAUGAAGGACCACAAGUAACUAUACGCAAUGGUGUGAUAUCACUUGUUUAUUCAGCAUCUGGUUCAUGGACAAAUGAUUAUUGUCUUGGAUUAAUGACAGCAUCAAUAAAUAGUAAUCUAAUGAACGCAGCUUCUUGGGUGAAACAAACAAAUCCAAUAUUUCGUUCUGGCAAUUCUAUUUAUGGACCAGGUCAUCAAAGUUUUACAAAAUCUCCUGAUGAUCGAGAAGAUUGGAUUAUUUAUCAUUCAGCACGUUAUAGCGGUUCGGGUUGGACUCGACAAGUUCGUGCUCAACAAUUUACAUGGAAUGCUGAUUCAACACCAAAUCUAGGUUCACCAAUGAAUCCUAACAUACCAAUACGUAUACCAUCUGGUGAUCAACUACGAGAUCGUUAUGAAGCAGAACAUGCACGUCUUUUGAAUGGACCCUAUCAACACGCCCAUCCAAGUGCAUCAAAUGGUAUUAAAGUAGGAUACAUUGAUUUUCCAGAUAGUACAGUUGAAUUUACUGUACAUUGUGCAAAAGCAGGUACUUAUAUAAUAGUUAUUCGUAAUGGAAAUGGAUCGGCAGGAAAUGCACUUGCCACACAUUGGUUAUCAGUUAAUAAUGGUAAUCGAAUUGAAAUACCAAUCGUAUACAGUGGAUGGGAUAUGUGGGGUGCAAGUAUAGUUCGUGCAAGUCUUAAACAAGGUGCUAAUACUUUAGCUCUUACAAAAGGAAUGAAUUUUGCUGAAAUUGAUGAAAUUGAUGUUUUUCUUGAUGAAUAA